Messenger RNA from Electrophorus electricus (electric eel), 3455 nucleotides. NCBI's taxonomy places the organism in Eukaryota, Metazoa, Chordata, Actinopteri, Gymnotiformes, Gymnotidae. The record is from RefSeq and is a predicted model, not a curated record.
UUUUUCAGCAGGAGUAGGGAGCUAUUUCACUGUGGUGCAAACAAAAGACUGCAGAUCUAGUUCUCACACUCACAUCCAGCCGACGAUAGGCAAUGCGGUAAGGAGCAAUAGACGAGUGCAGAUUUGAAGCCUCUUAUUAUGUAGUUUCAGGUUCCGUACUGCGCGCCUUCCAGUGACGCCGGAAGAAAACAGACGCAGCAUCCAGCUUUGCCAGGACGCUGAAGCUUAUUUGCUGUACCAAGAAGAUGUAUCAAGUACCAGUGAGAGACGUGGUAAAACUCCGAAGAUCAAGAAAAAGAGUGAAAAGUAUUUUGUGUGACAUUGCUUUGCAGAGCUGUCAGGACUUAAUAGAGAAAUACAAAUCUUUCGAUGCUGGUGAAGAAAGUUUCAAUAACACGGAGUGGGAAGACUUCAUAGAUGGUAAUGUUGGCAAAAAGCGAAAAAAGUGGCGAUAUCGCCCCGAGGCUCUCUGCUGCAGCCUAUGCUGGUUCUCCACCCGUUCUUUUUACACCUUUAGAGGUCACGUGCAACGGUGUCAUGAGGAGGAGCUGGACCUCGCUUGUCUCUCCACUUGCCCCAAAUGCACAUUCAUUAGCCACCCUGAAAUCACAGAGCAGCACAUAAAAUAUUUCCAUACCGUGCCCACCAAGGCAUGUCCCUCUGCUCCCUCCCAGUCGGCCAGCCUCCCUUCAAAGGCUGUUACUGUCACAGCGUCUGUCGACCUAGGUGAAGAUAGGUACACAUGUGUGAACUGUGGCUACCAUGAUUCUUUACUUUAUGUGAUGAAGAAACAUGUUUUGGUAAACCACUAUGCUACAUUGUUGAACCGUUACUUUGGGCACAGGCUGGAAAAUGGACAAAACACUGAUGGUCAAAAAAAUAGAGACAGUGUUCCAACAUCGAGGUAUUACUGUAAGGAGUGCAAGUUGCCAGCCGAGACCAUAGAACAUCUGCUCUAUCAUAUUUUGAGCUCAGAUAAGCAUAAGGAACUGCAUUGGCAUAUUAUGCCAUUCAUCAGUGAAAAAAAUAUCUCAAAUGCAGGACAGCAGAAGUUCCAGAGCCUUGCACCAAAAGUGGCGCAGCAAGGCAAAAACGUCAGCAUGGUCCAGAGACCAAAUGUUGCACAACAUCCCAAGGCAGUGAAGGUGAAUCCGCCAUCUAAAUCCAACGGUGCCAUGCUUCUUACUGGGCCAACCAACACGACCGCUCUUUUGUGCUCUCCUGGAGCAAGGCAGAUCUUCCUCUCCUCACAGACUCCAUCGUUACUACCUGGCACAACUGUGACCACAAUUCAGAACACGCAGCAGCAGCCCUCGACUGGAAUCCAAGCCUUGUCCACCUCCCCAGUGGUCAAGUCUCUAAACAUGGUAGUGCCAAACAUGUCACAGGGCACUCCUAAACAGGUACCUGUGGCCAUGACAGUGCCCAGGCUUCCGCAGGCCCAGCCAGGGCAGCAGAUGCUUCUGCCGCCAGGUGUUCAGGUCAAUCUCCCCGGGAAGAUCGGCGUGCGUCCACCCAUGCUGUUGACCCACAGACUACAGCUGAAUCAGUCCGCUCCCAGGCCCCCUAUCAUAGCCUCCCAGUCAGUCAGGCUCAUUCCCACAGGCAACAAGGUGAACGGCGUCCCAACUUACACCCUGGCACCUGUGCAGGUCACGACGGUACCUGUCCAGCCGAACUCUGGUCAGGUUGUCAACAGCGCACCAGUGGUUUUGGCUCAGAAUGGGCCUCAGAUUGGCAAGCCCACUGUGAUGGGUCCACCAAACACAGCAGUAGUGCCUGCCAAGGCAGCAUCUUCAAGCCAAAAGCUGACUUUGAGUAAAAAUAAUAAACCAAAUGAGCUAGCUGUCCUCACUCCAUUUCUCAAGAAGCAGAACGACCAUACUGUCAAAUGCCUGAGGUGCAAAGUGCUGUUGACGGAGCAGUGGAUUUUUCAGCAUUUGUUGCAUGGCUUGAAGUGUUUGUUCUGCCCUCAGAUGUUCUACUCCUUCAAGCAAAUCAUGGAGCACACAAAGAAAGAUCACAGCUUGAAAAUAAAGAGGAACCGAGAUUUCAUCAAAGAACAGUAUAAACUCAACUGUGAUGAAGAAGGCAAUCUUAUAUUUGCUGCCUUUAACUUGAACACAGAUGUACCCAAAGACCUGCUUGAUAACCGAGAGCUCAACCUUGUACUAGUCACCAGUACUCAAGACAAAAUAUACAUAAAGAUGUAUCCAGACUCUGCAAAGGCAGUAUACCCACCAUCGCUAAAAACCACGCCCACUGUCUGUCCAUUCUGCCAGGUGAAGCUCCAGAAUUCAGAGGACUAUGAGCUACAUUUGAAAGGGACGCACCAUAUUGUUCCCACCAUCCACGCCAUAUUGAAGUCUCCUGCUUUCAAAUGCAUUUACUGCUUCGGCGUGUACUCGGAAAAGUCAACCCCCAAAACAAUUUCCAUUCACGUACAGCGCUGCCGGUGCGCUCCCAGGAAUGUAAAGGAAGCUGAGAGGCUGCUGAAUCCGGAUCCAAACGCCCACCUGAACGGAGACUUUCAGAACUCCGUCCAGCAGAUUGAAAACCCACAACAGCAGAACAUCCUAAAAACAGAAUUAGCCAACAUGGAAAAGAAGGAAACUGCCAAGUCAAAGAAAGAGGUAGCUACAGAGAAAGGUACCAAUGGAAAUGUUAAAGUAAGCAAGGUAGAUUUCCCUGCCCCUACAGUGGAGCUUGUUCUGGAUCCAACAGGAAUGGAGAUGCGAUCAUUUGAGGAGAGGAAAGAGUUCCUCACAAAAUACUUUCAUCGCAAGCCCUACCCAUCGAAAGCUGAGGCGCUGAGUCUUGCUGCCCGCUUGUGGCUGAACAAGACUGAUAUACUUUCUCACUUUGGCACUAAGCGUAGCCGAUGUAUGAAAGCAAUCCAAAAGAGAAGGACUGUUGUACUUCUUGGGUUCAACAUGACCGAGGUGAAUAAAGUGAACCAUAACCUUCUCGUUCCUGAGGUGGAGCCUGCUAACUGAAGUUGACAAGUAGAGAGAUGUAUACUGUAUUUAAGUAUGUGGAGACUGUCCUAUACACCCUUAAAAUGUGCUCAAGAGUAAAAUGAUGUACACCAGGACAGUCAACCUCCAGUUCUGGAAAUCCACUGUUGUUUUCAUUGCUCCAGCACAUCAGCUAUGAAAAGCUUGCUAUUUUAAUUUGGUAUAUUAACACUAAGCUGCAAUGUUGUGGCUCCCUAGUAUAGGAAUUCAGCACUCCUGUUUUACAUGUUGACAAUAUAAUUGAGUUUUGGCAUUUGUGUCUUUGUGAGGAGAGGAUGUAAAGAAUUACAAAUAAGUCAUUGUUUGGGUACCUUUUAUGAUAUUCCUUAGGCCAGUUGUAAAUAGUUUGCAACUCUAUGAUGUUGAAAUUAUUUUUACAUAGCUCUUCUUUAAAAAAUAACUGUAUGGAUCCCUUUUGUAUAUUUUUGUGUGUGUGUG